AUGCCCGAAUUUUUUGAGACGGGUGGAUCUCCACGAUGCCGUCCCGCGCGGUGCCAGUCUCGACUUUCGGCCCCGGCAGAAGAGGCACCUUUUGGUCCAAGAUCACACUCCGCUCUCCGACCACCGAUCCCGAUUCGCGAUCCGACCACCCAGAGACAGCACCUUGACGGCCACAGCAGGGUUUGGAAUUUGAACAAGGGAGGGAACACACUACAGCUGGGACAAGCCACGACAACUCGAUUACUUUUUGCGCAUAUCCGAAACCUCCAUCUCGAAUUAUCGAUCUAUACCCAGCAACCCGAUCACCGAUCUUCAAAAUGGCCGCCAUGACUGCUGCCGCCCCCGCGAUGCGGCUGUUCAACCCCUCGACCUUCUUCCAGACCCUCAGGACACAGCGCUUCGGUGUCCCCGCCCUCAACUUCGCCGUUCCCGCCGCCGCCAUCUCGCUCCUCCCGUCGAUACCGUCGCUGCUCGAGGACAUCUGGGAGAGCAUCCUGCGCGCCGUGCCCAAGAAGAAGACGUCGCACAUGAAGAAGAGACACAGGCAGAUGGCCGGCAAGGCGCUCAAGGAUGUGACACAUCUCAACAGGUGCCCGGCUUGCGGUAAUCUCAAGAGGAUGCACCACCUGUGCUCCAACUGCUUGGGAAAGCUUAAGGGCUUCAUGGACCGUGAUGGUGGUAGCAACGCCAAGGCAUACUAAGCGGCGCAUGUUGGUUGGGGGGAGGAAGGGAAUAUGGGAUCAGGGCAUGUGAAAAUGCCCGGGCGAAGAAUAGCACUUAACUGGUUGCUAUUUCCCUCCCAUGAUACACACCACCUGUGUACGAUAUAGGUGUCCAUGUGUGAAACGAGACAAUGUAUACUAUCUUGUACAUAUACCAAAAGUGUCUGCGCCGGUAUCGACGAGAAGGGCACCGGUAGCGCUCCCAGGAUACGGACGAUACCACGACUUUGAAAUCAAACCAGUAAAACUCCAAAUUCGCCUUCAGAUGGAAUAUCAAACAGCACGUGUUGACAUUCUCACUAGUCCCAUGUUAAAGGUGGAUUCCAUAUGCGGAUAAGUACGUACCUGUUAAU
Neurospora tetraspora is the source of this 1075-nucleotide messenger RNA. RefSeq lists its product as uncharacterized. Lineage: Eukaryota; Fungi; Ascomycota; Sordariomycetes; Sordariales; Sordariaceae. The record is from RefSeq and is a predicted model, not a curated record. Bases 318 to 701 code for a protein of 127 amino acids. Gene Ontology annotation, molecular function: structural constituent of ribosome. Gene Ontology annotation, cellular component: mitochondrial large ribosomal subunit. The transcript has 2 exons. Gene Ontology annotation, biological process: translation.